AUGUUUUCUCAACAACUUCAUUAUUAUUUUAUAUUUCUAAUUGGAUUUACUUGUGCCGAAACAUUACUGAAUCUUUAUUAUACAAAUGAGAUAGAGUCAUUGAAGAAUGAUGAUUAUACAAUGGAUCACAGUUGUUUACGCUUUAUACGCAUUAAUUCCACGUUACAAGUAUGGGAAUAUCAACAAUUUUAUUUGUGUUUGAAUGAAUUAUUACCAAAUAUUUCCAUUGAUGAAGUAAAUUUCUUCUCUCAAUUCACUUUUGCUAAUCUCUCGAAAAACAACAUCACUGCUGAACAAUUAUUGCUCUGGUCCACGCCAAUCGAUCUAAUUGAAGACUAUCAAUAUUAUCUAAAUGGAUUAUCAACAUCAAGUAAUUCAGCAUUAGGAGAAACAAUUUAUUAUAACUGCUCAUUUCCCAAAUUUGGUCAAAUGUGUCAAUAUGAAUUAGAAUUUUCGAUGUCUAUAAAUAGUAGCUUCAGCGAUCUUAUCUGGAAUGUCUACAGCGAAACUCGAUCUAAUAAAAUAGCGUUUACAUGUUACAUUGAUUUGAAUUGCGAGUACAGAUUGAAUUUCUCAUGUUUAGACUGGACGGAAAUUUGCGAUGAAAAAAUCGAUUGUCUUAAUAAUGGCAUUGAUGAAGAACAUUGUUGGCAAUUGGAAGUCAAUCAAUGUAAAGAUAAUGAAAUUCAAUGUUACAGUGGACAAUGUAUACCAUUGGAAUUCUUUCGAGAUUCUCCAUUUAUACGUGAUUGUCUUGAUCAAUUCGACGAAGCCGAUUACUUAGGAAUUCUAGGUUUUGCCGAAGACGAUACAGUAUGUCGCCGUUCAUUUUUCUCACGUUCUUGUCUCUAUGGCAGAAUUCAGACUUUAAUCGAACGGUCUUAUUCAACUAAUAAUGAUUCGGUAUCGAUGGACUGCUGGUCAGCACUGAAAUGUAUGAUUCAAGUACCCGAUGAUGCACUCAAAUUCUGUACAGAUAUGUGUAAAGAUGAUCACUGUCGAAUUCUAAUUGAAAAUCAAUGCCCAGAUUUACUUUAUAUGCCAAAUCUUCCAAUUUUAUCUGAUGAUGUUUACUUACUCUAUUCAAAAGGCGAUGUUAUUCAAAAUAAUCUUUAUCCAUAUGUUUGCUUCAAUCCUCCUCAGCAUCAGAACUUUUCCAGUGAUAUCAAGGUAAUCGUUUUUAAUAAUCGAACAUGCUUUCGAUCGGAGAAGUUUUUCGAAAAUAAAAAUGUUGUGCCACCACAUCUUAGUUCGAACUUUUUACGAAUAUUACAUAGAGUAUAUGAGUUUUAUAACAGUUACCAUUACAUUAUUAAUUCGUCUUCAGUAUUUUGUCAUGAACCAGCGAUGUAUCAAUGUAUUGGAUCAAACAAAUGUAUUCCUGCCUAUCGUUUCCGAGAUAAACAUGUAGAUUGUCCAUAUUUCGAUGAUGAAGAUCUAUUCACCAGCAAUGAUGAUUUUAUAAAAAAACGACCACAGCAUGAACAAUUCGUAUGUCCAAUGCAUAAUAAACAUCUUAUGAUUAGAGAAUAUACUGACGGCUUUCCACAUUGUGGUAUUGCUCGAUUUGUUCAUGUAGAAGAUGAACCAGAUGUGAUGGGACAUGACAAACAUCUUUUAUCGUUUCAAACUCUAUGCGAUGGAUAUACAGAGAUCUAUCGAUCUCUGGACACCGGCAGAAAUAUAACAGAUGAAACGGGAUGUGAAUAUUGGGAAUGUAAUAAUUAUUAUACCGCUUGUGAUGAAGUAUGGAACUGUCCAGAUGGUGCUGAUGAAACUAAUUGUCCAUCGAAAUUGAAAUUUAAGUGCCCUUUAAAUUUUCAUGCAUGUAUUUCAGCUGCUACAAAACAAAUGAUAUGUUUGCCGGUUCAGAAAAUCAAUGACGGACGAAUUGAUUGUAACAAUGCUUUUGAUGAGCCAAAUCUAUGCCUUUAUGAUAGUGAAUUUCAUUGUCCUACACAUGGUCCAACAGUUGAAGACUGUACUGGUGUCGUAUGUAAAUGUUCUCCAUAUACGAAUAUUCUAUACGAAAGUGAUACGCAAAAUUGGCUCCCUGAAUUCUCAUAUAGACCAAAGCAGAACUGUACGGUAAAAAGAGAUAACAUAUCAUUGGGCUUUAUCUCUGAGUUUUGUGAAAAUACAAUGUGGGAAUGUCCAAAGAAGAAGAGAAAAUAUUUUUCAAUGAAUGAAAGACAUGAUAGAACAAUAGUCUCAAGUCAAAUGAAUGAACCUUCGAAAAUGAGCACAUUACCGGCUAUUUCAAUGAAUAAUAAAUCUGAAUACAAUUGCCAUCGCGGAAUUGUUGUUCAUAUUUCAGCAAAUAAUUCAAAAAGAUACACAUGUCUCUGUCUCCCAUCCUAUUAUGGCUCCCAAUGUCAAUACCAAAAGCAACGCAUUAGUCUUGGAAUUUAUUAUCGAGCAUUCUCUGAUUCUUGGCAGACAGUAUUUGUUAUCAGUAUUUUACUUAUUGAUAAUACAACUGAAAAACAUAUUCAUUCAACUGAACAGUACAGUUAUCUGUCAAAUGACGAUUGUAAAAGUAAGUUUAAUACUUAUUUAUUCUAUUCAAACCGAAGCAAAGAUCCAACAAAAGAAUACUUUAUACAUAUUGAUAUUUAUGAAAAAUAUUCUCUUGAACAUCGAGCAAGUUUCUUAUAUCCUAUAUUAUUUACCUUUCUGCCUGUUUAUCGUUUAUCAAUGAUUAUUGAAAUUCCAAGAAAAGCUGAAAAUGAUCUCAAAUGUUCAUUGAAGUCUUGUCAAAAUGGAAAAUGUAUGAAAUAUGCCAAUACAAAUGAGUAUUUUUGUCAAUGUGAUCCAGGAUGGUCGGGAAAAGAUUGCCAGGUUGAACAUAAGUGUUCAUGUUCAUCGGAUUCAUUAUGUCUUGGGAAAGCUUUAACGAAUCGAUCGAUAUGUAUUUGUCCAAUGAAUAAAUUUGGUCCUCGAUGUCUCCUCACUCAUUUCAUAUGUGAAAACGACAACUCGACUUGUCAACAUGGUGGUCAAUGCAUUGUAUACAAUGAACAUCCUGUAUUAAAAGAAAGUUUUGUAUGUAUUUGUCCAAAAGGUUACAGUGGAAAUCGAUGUCAGCUUAAACAUACUUAUCAUUUGACGAUAUCAUUUCAUGAUGAUAUUGUUCUGUUUCAAUCGAUAUUUAUUCAUUUUAUUGAAAUAGUCAAUCAGGCUGAUCCAAAAAGAACGACAAUAAUCCAAUCGAUUCAUCAUUUCCGACAAAAGACAAUCGAAUUGUUUUGGUUUGACACGUUUCAUUUAAUUUUCCUCGAAGAUUUAAACAAAAAUUAUUAUUUAUAUUCAACUAUAAAUAAGAAUCACUCAUCAAAAGAUGAACUAGUAACAAUAAAUCCAUCAGAUCGCUGCCUGCCAAUCAAUGAAAUCUUCAAUGAAACCUUUUUACAACUUCACCCUCUUCAUCGAAUGAAAUAUUAUCAUUUACCAUGUCUCAACCAAUCACUAAAUCUGGCCUGUUUUCAUGAUGAUACACAUUUAUGUUUAUGUUAUCAACACAAAACUAAUAAAAGUUUGGCAAAUUGUUUUGAAUUUCAACAUAAUCAAACAUUUGAUUGUUCGGGUCAAAGUGCUUGUGAAAAUCAUGGUCAAUGUUUUCAAGAUAGUUUCCGAUGUCCAACGCGAUCGAUAUGUGCUUGUCGUUCGUGCUAUUACGGAAAACAAUGUCAAUUCACAACGAGUGGAUUCGGUUUAUCACUUGAUGCUAUUCUUGGCUAUCAUAUUAUUCCGAAUCUGACAUUUGUUCGUCAAUCGUCGAUUGUUAAAUUUAGUUUAAUCCUAACUAUUCUCUUCUUUUCCAUUGGGUUAUUGAAUAGUAUUAUUGCAUUGAUUACAUUUCAAAGAGCAACUAUUCGAGAAGUGGGUUGUGGUUUGUAUCUGUUAGGAACCUCGAUAACAAGUUUAUUUACAACGGUUCUGUUAGGCUUGAAAUAUUCGAUAUUAAUUUCAGCACAAAUGAACGUUUUAACGAAUCGAUCGUUCUUACGAAUUCAAUGUUAUUCGAUUGAUUUUCUUCUUCAAACUUCUCUUUACCUUGAUCUUUGGCUUGAUGCUUUUAUUGCUAUUGAAAGAGCAAUGACUGUUGCUCAAGGAGUUCGAUUUCAGAAGGACAAAAGUAAAAAACUAGCAAAAUUAGUUGUUCUUAUUCUUAUUUUAAUGAUUGUUGCUACUAAUAUUCAUGAUCCAAUCAAUCGACAGUUGAUCAAAGAAGAAAAUGAAGAAUUAAAUGAUAUGAAGCGAUUGUGGUGUAUUGUGCGUUAUUCGUCAACUUUACAAGUUUACAACACAAUUUUGAAUUCUUUUCAUUUUUUUCUUCCCUUUUUACUUAAUAUUGUUUCAACAAUUAUUCUCAUCACAAAAGUAGUUAAACAACAAUUCAAGAUGAAGAACAAUCGAAAAACUAUUCGAGAAAUCGCUCGUGAACAAUUUCAACAACAUCAACAUUUAGUUAUUGCACCUAUUGUUUUAAUUAUUCUCUCAAUGCCGCGUUUAGUUAUAUCGUUUAUAUCAAAAUGUUUAAAAUCAAAUAAUGAUUCAUGGUUAUAUCUUUGUGGAUAUUUUAUUUCAUUUAUUCCGUCAAUUAUCACAUGUUUUAUCUUUAUAUUACCAUCAAGUUUAUAUAAAACUGAACUACGAAAGGCUAUUGCCCAGUAUCGAACACGAAUUCGACAAUGUUUCCAGAAGAACUGA
This is a messenger RNA of Adineta ricciae, 4713 nucleotides long. Lineage: Eukaryota; Metazoa; Rotifera; Eurotatoria; Adinetida; Adinetidae. The record is from the annotation of a GenBank genome assembly.